Pteronotus mesoamericanus is the source of this 1326-nucleotide messenger RNA. RefSeq names its product arginine and serine rich protein 1 (gene RSRP1). The transcript is spliced from 5 exons. The record is from RefSeq and is a predicted model, not a curated record. Bases 233 to 1108 code for a protein of 291 amino acids. NCBI's taxonomy places the organism in Eukaryota, Metazoa, Chordata, Mammalia, Chiroptera, Mormoopidae.
UCGACGCGUCAGUCCACUCCCUUCUCAGUUCGCGCCCGGACGUCGUAGGUGGAGAAGGUUAAGGCUUCUCUGUCUAGAGCAGUUGCGAAAAUUCUCCUCUUCGUCCUUAGGUGUGGAAGGAAGGCGUUCGUUGGGCCUUUCUCUCUGUCCUAAGCGAAGUGCCGGUGGUUUUUGGAACCGAGUUUUCGAGAAGGAUCCUGAAAGGCAAGGAAGCUUCCAAACGCAGGCCGAGAUGUCCAGCUACGUGAACGGUAUGUGGCCGGGCUCGCUGCCUGAGGAGUCUCCGUCAGCCUCGGGCCGUUCCAGCCGACUGUCCUCGGCGACCGGGAGCCGCUCGCCCAGAAGCUCGCGGUCGCGCUCCAGUGUCUCCAGUCGGUGGUCGUCCAGGAGCCGGAGCCGGCCCCGACGCAGGAGCAGGUCCAGGUCUCGAUCCCGAAGACGCCACCAGAGGAAGUACAGGCGCUACUCUCGGUCUUACUCUCGGAGCCGGUCGCGAUCCCUCAGCCGCCGCCGGUACCGGGAGAGGCACUACGGUUCCUCCAGGAGGUACUACCGGUCUCCGUCCCCCUCGCCAGACCGAUCUCGUAGCCGGUCCCGCUCUCGGGGACGGUCAUAUUACCGAAGGGCCUACGCGGUCACACGGGGGCGACGCUACUAUGGCUUUGGUCGCUCGGUGUACCCGGAGGAGCACAGGAGUUGGCGGGGGAGAUCCAGGACGAGGUCGCGUAGCCCAACGCCCUUUCGCUUAAGUGAGAAAGAUCGUAUGGAGCUGUUAGAAAUAGCGAAAGCCAAUGCAGCAAAAGCGUUAGGAACAACGAACUUUGAAUUGCCCCCUAGUCUCAGAGUUGUUCCUGUAUCUAAGGAAACAAACCAUGAGACAGCUGUACCAAAUAAAGGUGCAAAGUUUGGGCUGUCGGAAAAGCUAACAGAAGACGGAACUAAAAAUGCCAGUGAAAAGUCUUCGCAGCAAAAAAGCAGUAGCUCUAAUAAUUUUGUAGCAAAGCCAAUGCUUCAGAAAUCAGCUAAAGCUACUGCUGAAGAGACCUCUUCAGGAUCCCCAAAAACACAGCAGAAAAAAAGUCCAUAUGAAUUAUGGAAACCUGUUUGAAAAAAGAAGACUGAUGGGCUCAGGUGGCCUGAAAUGCACUUUAUUGCAAGUUUGUUUUGUAUAGCAUUAUAUCAUUCCUGUGAGCAAUUUAGUGGUAAUUGUUAACAUUUUAGGUUUCUCUUGCAGAUAAGAGAGCACAAAUGGACCAGAGGGUUACAUACAGGUGGGAGUCUUGUAUAUAUACUUGUAAAUGUUUUGUGUAAUAUCGAUUGGUUAAA